GAUCAGUCAACGUUUCCAACAUGGCCGAUGUUAAUAGCAGGUUACUAUGAGUGCUCUCUAUUUGCAGAUUUUCUUUGUAGGAUAUCUCAAACACGGGGAGUGCGUUCACGAGAGGGAAAGCGCGUUACCGGUAGUGAUGUGCGGGUGCUAAAAGUGACGUUUCCGUGUGCCGUGGUCUCACUUCAACGACAGUGAAUGUAGGCCAUGAGAAGUGGGCCAGCUCUCAGUUGGGUCGUUUCGGUGGCGGAGGUGGUGGAGGCGGUGGCGGCGGCCGGUGUUGUUUCUGUGGACUGUGAGCAGCAAAACCAGCUCGAGAAGUGUCACUCGUGCGGCGAGUUCAGAUUCAGCGGUGCGAAUUCGUCGUAUCCGUGCUCACCUCCGGACCAAGGUGCAGUGGGAGCAGACGUGCCUAGAGCCGGUGUGUUUUGGUCGGCGACGGAAACCACGGAGGCUGUUGCGACGGCGUCACAGUGGUGCCGCGGCAGGGCAACAGGAGAGGACGAGGACCACGGGAGCUACGUCGAUAAUACCAUCAGCGAAGACGGUGAGAUCGGCGGCAACGGGGACGACGAAUGCCUCCGCUAUUGACGACGUCCAUGGAACGCAGCAAACCGGCGGCGUACUGUAGUAGCAAUGGCCGCGAGGACGUGUACACGACGAGCACCGCGCAACAGACCAGCAACAGCAGCAGCCCCGUCAAGCCCGGGGGCGGUCCCACCUCUUACAGCAGCAGCUGCUCGUCGACGCCGCGCAAGGUGGCCAGCUCCACCUCCUCGGGCGCCGAUCCGCACUCCUUCUGGACGGCGCUGUACGAUUACGACGCCCAGGGCGAGGACGAGCUCAGCCUGCGGCGGGGCGAGCAGGUGGAGGUGCUGUCAAAAGACUUCAAGAUCUCGGGUGACGAGGGCUGGUGGACGGGCAAGAUCGGCGACAAGGUGGGGAUCUUCCCGGCUAACUUCGUCACCAACAACGGCGGCGUGCUAGCGGAGCGCGUCGCCAGCGUCAUCGGCGACUCUGUGCAGCCCGUCGAAAUCAACUUCUCCGAGCUGGAGCUGGAGGAGGUGAUCGGCGUGGGCGGCUUCGGUAAGGUGUACCGCGGCUUCUGGCGCGGCCAGGAGGUCGCCGUCAAAGCGGCGCGCCACGACCCCGACGAGGACAUCGCCGUCACGCUGGACAACGUGCGCCAGGAAGCGAAGCUGUUCUGGCUUCUGGAGCACGAAAACAUCGUGUCACUGAAGGGCGUGUGCCUGCAGCUGCCCAACCUGUGCCUGGUGAUGGAGUACGCGCGGGGCGGCUCUCUCAACAGGGUUCUGGCAGGCCGUAAGAUCCGCCCCGACGUGCUCGUCGAUUGGGCCAUCCAGAUUGCCCGCGGCAUGAACUAUCUGCACAACGGCGCGCCCGUCUCCCUCAUCCACCGCGACCUCAAGUCCUCUAACGUGCUGCUGAGCGAGCCGAUCGAGAACGACGAGCUGCAGUUCAAGACGCUCAAGAUCACCGACUUCGGGCUGGCGCGCGAGGUGGACAAGACGACGCGCAUGUCGGCGGCCGGCACGUACGCCUGGAUGGCGCCCGAGGUCAUCAAGACGUCCACCUUCUCCAAGGCCAGCGACGUCUGGAGUUACGGUGUUCUCCUGUGGGAGCUGCUCACCGGAGAAACACCAUACAAAGGCAUUGACACCCUGGCGGUGGCAUAUGGAGUGGCAGUCAACAAGCUGACGUUACCCAUCCCUAGCACCUGCCCUGAACCGUGGCGGGAUCUCAUGGAAGCGUGCUGGAAUUCUGACCCACACAUGAGACCUUCAUUCGAAGACGUCCUCCUAGCACUCGACGCAAUAAUGCAUUCUGCAUUCACUCAGACACCCCAUGAGAGUUUCCACACCAUGCAGGAAGACUGGAGGCAAGAGAUAGAGCAAGUCCUCCAUGGAUUGCGGAUGAAGGAAAAAGAGUUGCGGUGUCGUGAGGAGGAGCUGACGAGGGCACAGAUGCAGCAGAAACUAGUGGAGGAACACUUGCGUCGUCGCGAGCGAGAGCUGGAGGCACGUGAGAUUGACUUGCUGGAGCGUGAGCUCCACAUCAUGAUCAUCCAGCAGACAGCACAAGCCCAGCAGGCACCGACACCCAAGAGGCGCCGUGGAAAGUUCAAGCGCAACCGCUUGCUGCGCUCUUUGAAGAAAGAACCUGGCCAGAUCAGCUCACCUUCAGGUUUCCGGCACACCAUUACUGUGCAGCACACGGCACUGGACCGUAAACCUCGAAACCCUUCGAGUCCAAACAGUCCACCUGGAUCGCCCAGCAUUCCGAGGCUUCGAGCAAUUGCACUCCCAGCCGACGGGGUGAAGGGUAAGACGUGGGGUCCCAGCACGUGCCACCAGCGGGAGCGCGGCCAGAUCAUCUCGCGCGUCGUCGACGGCCAGAAGCGCUGGAGCCGGAGCGCGCCCGACCUGGAGAAGCGCACGGCCCUGCACGCAAUAGACUACGGAAUGCCGGACCCUGACCGGGCACCACCGGAAUACGUGUCGGCUUCAGGCCCGCCGGUGAGUGGAUCGGGGGCGGGUCCCCCCUACCUCCUACCGGCAGCAGCACUCUACUUCGACGGUCUGGCCGCGACUGGUGCGGGCCGCUCCGGGAAGCUGUCCAUCAUCGAACUGGUGCUGUGCAACGUGGCAGCCAUGCUGGCAGGGGUCGCAGCAGGGUUCGACAUCAGGCUUGCCAAUGCCGCCACUCUGCAUCCACGCCUAGUGUCAGACAGGUCGGGUGAGGAGACUUCAGAGCGUGGCCGCUGGUGGUACCACGAACGAAGUGGUGGCAUCCCGCCGCACCUGUCACCCGACUACGAGUUCUCGACUGCGUCGGGCUACUCUCAUAACACGUACCACGGCCCCACACGGCACUCCCGGCCGGCUCUCGAGGAUGCGAGGCCACUGCGGUUUACGGAUUCUCCCCAGCACCUCGCCGCCCAGCCGCAGCAGCUGUCACCGAGGAGGAAGUCGUCGAGCACCAGUAACGAGGGCAGCGAUAUGUAUCCGCCCCCUCCACCUGCACCUUCUGGGGGGAUGCUGGAGCGGCACUAUGCAGACUACGAGGACCUUCCGCCUCCACACAUCCUCCCACACCACUAUGCGAGCUACCAGCCGCCCCCGUACCCACACUACGUACCUGCAGCACACCAUUAUGCGGACCGUAUGUACCCUGAAUUUGCGACUGGUGCCAGCGCCACGCCCCCGACGGGAGGGUCUUACGGCUACCACGAGAUGCAGCCUUACGAUGGGAGCCGUGCCGUUUACGAGGGCAAUCGCACGCCGGUCCUCGGCCGCAGCGGUCCCAGGCACCGACGGACACCGUCGAACGUCUCGAAUGCGUCGUCCACCACGAACAGUGCCGGCGGAGUGAACCCCAGCUUCAGGCUGGAGGACGAGGGCGAGUACGGAGCGCCUGCCCCCCACUACCCGCCCCUGCAACUCCAGUACUACCACCGCAGGCAGGCCCUGCCACCACCGGCGACGGGUCCGGACUACGAGCACGCUCCGCCGCCCUACUUCUCUCGCCAGAACUCCUACGACUCGAACGCCUCUGCCGAGAGACCCGGCACGCUCGAAGUUCGACUGAGGUCCAGUUUGCGCAGGUACAACUACUCACCAUCAACGGCCCCUUCGACGCCACGCCUGGGAGGCGGCGGUAGCUGCUCCCCGAAGGUCCCACCACCGGGCAGUAGUGGGGGCGGAGGAGGGGGUUCCUCAUCGUCAGGCGGGGCCGGGACGCCAACCAACCCAACACCUCCUGACAGCUUGACAAGUGAGGACAGCAGCUACGUGUCUGCCAAGGAGGGCAGCUGCUCAUCAACGGCCGGGCCACGUGUCCGCUUCUCGCCUGUCAUGCAGCACGGUGGAGGUGUUGGCGGGAACAGCUCAUCGGGAAGUGGUGUGGGACUGAUGGAUGCCCCUGUGCAGGACUCGACAGUCCCAUUGCCGGUCUCACGGAGGAAUGCCCCCUACCACCGCAAACCUUCCGUCUCCGAACUGGAACGAGAAUUCCUAUCGUAGCGGCGGCCCCAGGCCCUGAUACGGGCGACCGGUCCUCUGAGUGGAACAUAACUCCCCGUGUGGCGUUCCUAAGCUUGCCUAUCCUUCCUCACGUUCUGGGAGGAAGUCGUAUUUGAUUCAGACACUACCUUUACGUUUUCAGUGGCCACUCGUUGAGUGCGUUUCUGUGGUAAAUGUAGGUUUGAAGAACUGUUAUACUUCUUUUUUUUAGAAAAGUGUGCUUUGCCUGCUGCUAAGUGCUGUUUUUGAAGAGUGGAGAUGUGUAAUGCUUGUUUUGUAAAUUGUGCCCUCACAAUGUUUGGCAGUGUAGUAGGUGCACUGGACUUUAUAUUAUGAUAAGAAAGUUUCUCCUGCACAGGCAAAAUAGUCAGUUGUAAACACAUCUGUGACUUUUUAUGUCACAAGCCAGAAGUUGUGUGUUGUAUGUCUCAUUUUGUAAAUUGAACACACACAACAGGCCUGUAUCAUAUGUAAGUAAUAUUUUGGUUGACAUUAGGUUCAACACUGUAAUCCUUGUUUGCAUUUCAUCAGAGCUCUGUCAAGAAUCUCUGCCUGCUAAAUUUUAUCAUGAAAUCUGCAAAAUUAAGAAUGUGUACUGCUCUUGAGGUUGUUUAUAAAACUGAAAUUGCCAAAUUACAUAUAUACAGUCAUUUGAGCAUUUUUAUAAUGAUUCAUCUCACGUAUUUGCAUUGCUUCUUGAGGGAUAAGAGUUAAGUUCACUCGAGAAGAGAUAUGGUACAUCACUAAUGUGGAUGUGACUUUAGGAUUUAUGUAAAUAUACAUGAAGUAUAUGGAGAGGGGAGGGUGGGAAAGGUGAGAGGGAAGAUGGAAUUUUAACUCAUUUUAGAGACUGGAGUUCUUUUUCUAGUAGACAACUUACUGUCUAUGAGAUACACAGAACAUAAACAGUAGUUACUUCUAAGCUUGCUGACAGAGAGAGAGAAUUUGGACAUGGAUACUCAUAUUGGUGUGUUAUAUGAUAAGAAUUGCAGAUCAUGUUUCUCAAGUAUCAGAAAGGUUGCACAGAAUAUGCAGAGUUCUUUCUGUUCCAUUGUAAUGCUGUGACAAUUGGUGAUUUAACAUUGUCAGGGGCCACCAAAAGUUAUUUAAAAUUUUAGGAACCAGAACAGGAAUUUGCAGGUACUGCCAAGGUUAGUUUUUAUGAAUCACUGGAAGAGCUCAGAUCUGCAAAAAAUAAUAAUCCUCCCAAACUUCCAGGCUGUUAGUGAAACUAAAUGUUUUAUGCUUGACAUUGGAAAAUGAUCAAGAAUCUUUUUCGAUAUAUAAUUUUAAAUUUGUCUUUCUUGGUCUGUGAGCAGAGAUUUGAAGUUAUAGGGCUUAACAAUGGUCAGAAAUAAAAUUCUAUGAACACUGUACCUCAUUACUAAUGCUUUGUGCAUGGAGAGAGACAUUAAUACUUUAGUUUGGUAGAUUAUAUAGCCUUCACGAAUUUCAAAUUCUAAAUUUGUUUUUAUUGUUGGCAGAAUAACUGCACACAACUGUACAGGGUCAUUGUGUGCCUGCUGGUAUUUGUAUUUACCGUUUGAUGAAAAUAUAUUUGCAGUUUUGGUAGUUAUUUAGUUACUACAUUAUCAGAGAUGGAUAAAGUGAAACAAACUCACUGUGAGGCCCACUCUGUUAAGUUACAGCAUAUUAAAAAUAUUGUAUAAAGUCAGACACCACCUUGCUUCUAUCUCUCUCUGUUGCUAAAGCAAACUGGUCAUUCUUUCCACACUUCCUUUCUUGCAUUGCAACUCUCUCUAAUAGAGCAGUGCAUUUGAAAGGACUGAUUAAAAAUGUUUGAUAGCAAUAAUUUUCUAAGGUCAUUGUUAUUUGUGUAUGUUAAAAAUUUUGUAAUGCAAAGCCAUUUGACAUUCCUGUAAAUGUUGAGAAUGAGCAUUCAGUAUUAGCUGUAACAAGAUAUGUGUGACAAAAGACGUGUUAUUCUUUGUGCCAAUAAGUAUAAGUAUUCUCUUGUUUGCAAAUAAUUUCAGCCUGAUUAGUUUCUUGACUAAUUCUUGAUAUGGUACUGGAAAAUACUGGGUGGAAUACAAAACAAUGGAAUGUAUAAAGAUAACCACUGACAGUACAGUGGAGAUGUGCAGAAGAUAGAUAUGUAUGCAUGAACUGUAAAAAAAAGAUAACUCAGCAUAUGAACUUUGGUUCUUCCUCAGAGCAGACAGACACAUACCUACUCACAUACAUCCACACUGGUGUAAUGUCACAAAGAAUCCAUAUGUGCAUAAAUGUUGCAUGCUUUGAAGAAUGAAAUUUCAUAAAAUGAACUAUCCUUUUCUACUUAUUGUUUUUAUGCCUGUAACCAGUCAAUACACCCACUAUACUAGUUCCAUUGUCUUUAUACAUUUCUUAACUAAUUAUUUAAAUUUAAUUAUUACAUUAUGUGCAACUAUAUUGACACUUUGAAAGGUUCUGUCAGACAUUUAUUUCUACUGUUUCCAUCUAAAGUUGUUGUGUAGAGCCUGAAAUCAGUAUUUUGACUUUGGAUGUGCAGUAUGUUGAACUACAUAGACUUCAUUUUGGAUUGGGCUAAUUAUUGUUAAUGUUUAACUAAGCUAAGUACCCAGACACUUGAAAUGGUUUUGGUCUUUGAAAUAACUGACGUGGGAAAAUACGCAUUUGUUGAUACUGAACAUUCAGCUGCAACUGAUAAGUGAUUUUAAAUUGGCAAGUAAUAUUGAUAAGCUUUAAUAAUCAGGUUUAAUGAAUGGUAAUGUAACUGCAAGAAUGAGACCUGUUUUCCCCCUUUCGCCUGUGAAUUUCACAAGUACGGAACAAGUGUCACGAUAAUAUGACAUCGAGAUUGUAUUCUUAAGGUAUGGUAUUCUCUGUAUGUAAGUAUAUAUUAUUGUGAUGAUGUUAAAUACACAUAAAUAUGGCUUCCAGGUAAAGUAUUUUCCAUAGUGACAUUCCAGAAAAUUGUAACACUUGAGUUUUAAUGUAUUAUGAAAUCUGUUCAUGUUGUUAUAUCUCAGAAGCCACUAAAGCUAUUCACUGUUAACAUACUGUGACAAAAUAUUUUUAAACUCUGUGUUAUUUCAAGGUAAACAUCUCACAACAACAGAUAGCUUAAGUGUUUACUCUCAGUUCAGUCAGUAAAUCUAUAGUAAGUCUGAAUUUCGCAUGUUUUGCAUAUGUAUCAACCAUGACUGCAGAUUAGGAGCUGCAGAAUUUUUGAACACAGUACUUUUUCAUGCUCCUCAUGUGCCUGUUGCCAGCCAUAGAAUAAAAUAUAAUAAUAUCAAAACAUUAUCAAGCUUGUGAGUAUGUGAUGCAUGUAAGGAUGACUGUGAAACUGGUGACCCAUUUGUCCCUUAAAUGACAUCAGUUUCAGUUUGCAGAUGGUCUGGAAUGUGAGGCCUUGUUCUCUUUAUUGUACUGAGAUUCAUUGUUUGUGUGUCUGAACUGUUGUUUGUGAUGUAUAGGUAGAAUGCUUUUUUGUGCUGUCAAAGAAAUAAAAUGUUGUUUAAAUUUAAUUAUUGUAAAUGGUAUUGUCACAGGAGCCUAAAUGUUUGUUGUAAUUUUUGUAGUGUUUUCACUUGUGAGUAACAGUUUGGCUGGCAGAAAAUGUUAAUGUGAUUCUCAGGGACAUUUCUGUAAAGAUGUAGAAGGAAGGCUGCACUGAUUUGAGUUACCCAGAGAUCGAGGGAACUACUGGAGGUGCAAAGUGCACUGCUCUGCUGCUGCCUUCGUUUUGUUUCUGCAGCAGAGUCAGUUCAUUUUGCUGCAAACAGAAUGUGAUCAUUUCCCCUGUAUAUUUGUGUGGCAUUUUAGAAUGAUCAAUAGCCAAUGUACUAAUCAGAGUUUACUGUUCUGUUUCUUAUCGGUGCAGUUUGGGCAUUGCGAUAGGUAUUUUUAGAAUGCUCAAGGAACGAGGAAGAAGUGCUCCUCCUGUGUAGUAAUUGGUAUUGUUCCUAGUUAAAAUGUUGCCUUCCUGCAUAUGGUAAUUGCUUAUUAAUUGCGAGCCAUGGAACAAAAUUUGUGCUAAAUUUAGACUGCAAAAGAGAUUUCACACUGUACUGGAAGUAAUGUUCUUCAUUGUACACCAAAUCAUUCUUUUCUGCUGAAGUGUUUAAGACAUGUGUAAAGAUUGCUGUUAAUAUCCAGAAUGAUGUGCUAUGUGAUUCAGUUAUUCUCAUUAAUUAGAAGAUACCCAACACAAGUCUGAGACUUCAAAGCAUUCCUGUUAACACCUAAUUUAUUCUUCAUUGAUUUACUGCUUCAUUUAAUGUGAAGUGCAUUAAUAUUAUUUGUUUUAUUACAAGAUGUUUUCUUUCAGAGAUUAUAUAAAUAAGUGUUGUUUUGUUAUAGGAAAUUUAUAUUUCUGCCCACAGGCAUUUCAUUGGAAAAUUGUUUUGUACAUGCAAAUAUUAUAUCAUUUCAUAUAAGUUUAUAAGGUUGAACAGUAAUGCACCUUUUAUAUUGACCAGAAAUUGUGUCUUUGGUAAAUUGUAUGAAUGAUUAAGAAAAGAAGUCAGGAAACAUAUACUUAUUUAUUGCCCAUAGAAAUUUCAUGCUUUCUGCUUAAAGCAUAAUCAAUUUCACUUGAUUUUUCUUUGCAAUAUACCAUUACAGUAUUAUAUAUUAUGUGUCUAAUUGUUUUAUCAUGCUACUGUUACUGGGAUGCACAUUUGUGUACUGAAUAUUUCCAUAAAUACUCAGAACUCAUCUGAAAGAAAUAUGUGGUGUGAGACACAUAUGACGUUAGUUCUUUCCCCCUCUGUAAGAAAAGAAAAAGAAAAACCUGUCAAAAAUCUUUUCUGUAUGACCCUUUUAACAUUAAUGGCUAACCAAAUUUGGUCUUGCACACUCUUGUUCUAAUAUUGCUUGUACAUGAAAUGACAUUGAAAUGCAUGCUGAACAGAGUAUGUGAUAGAACCCAAAAAUAAACAGCACUUCUGCAGAACUGGCCCCUUUCUCAGGACACAGAAGAUACAAGCUGUCAUUUUUAUUGCACUGUCAUCACUCUGUUGUGUGAUACGUCCUAUCUCUGUCUACCACUACAAACAUCUGCACUUCUUAACUAUGUUAUUUCAAUCACAGUCAUUAACUAAUAUCCAUUUAGUACUAUUAAUAAGAGACAAUGAGAUAGUUUGAUAGGAACAGCCUGACACCCCCUCCGUUAACUGUUACGCUAUGUUUACAGCGUGCUUGAAAUCUCUUUCUAGAAAUAAGUGCAGUAAUACUCAGCUAUGAGUUGGCUGACAGUUUCGAGAAUUUUUAUGAAAGAUUAGCAGACACAGCUUCUUUUGCAGCCAACAGUGAUAUCAUUAGAUUUUUAAAAUUUGGUCUACUGUCUCACGUUAGUGUGGAUAAUAAUUAAACCUCUAAUUUUCAAUUAAUCAAAUAGAGUUCUUCGGAAGAAGGUUUAAUUUUGAAUUUUAUAGCUAAAGCACUGAAAGUAAUUGCUUGUGCUGUUCUACUGUAAUUCCCAUCUACAGUCAAAACUGCACUGUAUUCUACACCAUAAAGCUGUCUGUGCUACUUUCAUCAAUGUGGGACUCAUUUAGUAUUAGUUAUGUGAGCAUACAAGUGUAAAGCCUUUGUUCUCAACUUAUAUGGCACCUCAGAGUUCAAAUUUUACUACAGGAAGACUGCCUUUUCUAAAAGUAGUUGUGUGUAUUUUUCUGUAAUUAUAAUUGCUUCCUAAAGUUUUAAGGUUACACAACAGUAACACCAAUGAAUAAAAAUUAGCACAAAAUUGAAUGUAAAAGUGACUUAUUAUUACUUUUAUAAAUUUAAAAAUGUUUAAUACCUAUUUUAUUACUAAAAAGAUAGAACUGCAUCCAAUCACAGAGUUUUAAAUAAACUAUAAGACUUCGAAGUGUUAGCUAAAUUGAUAUGUGUUUCAUAUAGUGGCAGAUUUGGAAAAAUACUCUGUUUAUCUCUUAACAUUAUGCUAAAUGAGCUAAGACAGUUUCAUAGACCACAUGGAAGUAAUAUCUGCAUGAAAGAGUGCAAUAUUAGUGUGAGUAAUAAAAUGAUGUGGUUCAUGUAAAAAGGAAAUUGUUAUUUUAUUUGUUUUUGAUGGUUGUAUCUUUUAAUUUGAAGACAAUUUCAUUCAUUUUUGUAAUUGUUCACAUCUUGUAGUUUUUCUGGUGAAUAAUGGAAGAACGCCCAUCGUGUGUUCACACUACAUUCACCAUCCAAAUGUGAAAUCUUUUAUAUGGGAAAUACAACAUCAAAUUUUGAAUUGGUGGUUAAUUACAUUUAAGUUUGAAGGACUGAGUAGUAGUAACAUGGAAUAUGCUUGUAGUAUACUUUUGUUGUUAGUGAUGGUUCUCACAGUCUUGUCAAGGCACUUAAGCUCUCUCAUAUGCUGUUUCCUGUUUGAGGUAAACAGUCGAUAUACGUGAACAGAGAAACAUGUAUGUGUAUUAUUCUGCUAGGAGCAGAAAUGACAGAAUUACAACAGAGAUGACCAUCAAGACACAUCUGUAAAGAACCCUGUUCCUCCUCUUCUGAACAGAGUGCAAUUCUUGGGACAAAUUGUGUAAUUAUGGUUGUGAUGAGUAAUGUGUCAAUGAUUUAAUCUAGUCAAACUGAUAUGAAACAUGUGGUCUGUGAAAUAUGUGUGUAUAGAUUAUUUAUAAUUUUUAAUGUACAUGGUUUAAUGUAAUGUAAAAUUAAGCUUAGUUUCAGUUUUAGUUUCUUAGCUGAAGAAAGAUGGUGUUGCAUAAGUUGGGAACCAAUGCUGUUUGUAAUAAUUUUGUUUUCUUUUUGUUUUUACAGUAUGCUACUGUAUCACAAUUGUGUUACAUGUUGUAAGGAUGCCAGGCCCUAUGGGUUCCUGCUAACAAUACUUGUGUGUGUGUGUGUGUGUGUGUGUGUGUGUGUGUGUGUGUGUGUGUUUUGCCAUUUAACAGACUGUGGAUUGUAUAGUAUACCUGUGCGGAUGUUCAGAUUGCAACAGCGUGAGUUGUGAAACACAUUUUUUUGCUUCUUUUGUAUGCUAUAUAGUUGGUACAUAAUCAUGUAUCAUGUAAAUACAGUAUAUACAUAUAUAAAUACUAUAAUCGUGUAUAUAAAUAUAUUUGUUUAAAACAGAGAAAUGAAAGACGUGAAAAUACAGUGGAAGUGAUGAGAAA
Schistocerca gregaria is the source of this 11146-nucleotide messenger RNA. RefSeq names its product mitogen-activated protein kinase kinase kinase 11-like. Gene Ontology annotation, molecular function: ATP binding; protein binding; JUN kinase kinase kinase activity. The transcript has 12 exons. The record is from RefSeq and is a predicted model, not a curated record. Bases 573 to 4040 code for a protein of 1155 amino acids. Gene Ontology annotation, biological process: protein phosphorylation. NCBI's taxonomy places the organism in Eukaryota, Metazoa, Arthropoda, Insecta, Orthoptera, Acrididae.